Messenger RNA from Contarinia nasturtii (swede midge), 1345 nucleotides. RefSeq names its product acidic phospholipase A2 PA4. The transcript has 6 exons. Bases 344 to 1267 code for a protein of 307 amino acids. NCBI's taxonomy places the organism in Eukaryota, Metazoa, Arthropoda, Insecta, Diptera, Cecidomyiidae. Gene Ontology annotation, biological process: phospholipid metabolic process; arachidonate secretion. The record is from RefSeq and is a predicted model, not a curated record.
CACACAUUAUUGGAUAAACGAUGAUUUUUUUUCUCUCUUUUGUGAGCUGUUUUAAGCAUGUCAGUGAAAAAUUCUCAAUUUCAUCGUCUACCACAAUAACAACUGAUUUUCGGCAGUCGUUAAGCAAACUGUCUCGUGUGCUAGCUCGUUCACUUAGUUCACUGUAGUCGUUACAUUCAUUUGGACACUUUUGCUUCGUUUCAUUCACUUGUCUAUCGAUUUUUGGAGAAUAAGAACCAUUUUCUCUAGCAAAAAAAAACGUUUUUAUUAAUUUGUCUUAUUCAUUCCCAAAAGCAGAGCUGAUUUUUUAAACCAAUUUGAAAUUUGUAUGUAGAUUUGAAGUAUGUCAAGUUUACGGGCGAUUGCUUUGAUAUGUGUGUUAUGUGUUUUGGUGUCCGAAUCGGCUGUGUUAAUCGCUGACAAUCUCAUGCACCGUAUGAUAGAGUUGAAUUCCAAACGACCGUUUUGUAAAUCUCAUGUCGACAGAGGCGACAUUCAAAGAAUGCUUCUGGCGUCUGAUCAACGGCGUGUACGUUACGUUCCGAUGGAGGUGAUUGAAGCUUUGGAAAAGGAAUGCAAAGAAGUUGGCGGCUUGCAACCGGAAAUUCAAGGAGGUCUAGCUUUUAUCUACCCUGGCACGAAGUGGUGCGGUCCAGGUUCAAUUGCCGAAGAAUAUAGUGACGUAGGACGGUAUGCUGAAGAAGACAGAUGCUGUCGAGAACAUGAUUUAUGCCCACAAACUCUCUCGCCGGGCGAAUGCAAGAAAGGUCUUUGUAACCAGCAACAAUUUACGAGAAGCCAUUGCGAAUGUGAUGCCAAAUUUCGUCGCUGCUUACAACAAUUAAAUACAGAAACAGCAAAUACGCUUGGCGCUGUAUUUUUCAACGUCGUCCAGGUAACUUGCUUCAAAGAACGGCGUCCUUGUUCUACACAUCAAAGUUCAAAAUCAAAUUGUUCGUAUGGAUUUUAUAAAUCGGAGUCAUAUAUAUCAGCGCCGCUUUUGUCGGCUCUUAAUUCAGGCCAAUUAAAACCGCACGUGUAUCACGUAUCAAAUUCAGAAAUGAAUGCAAGAUCGAUGUAUUCAAACGCAUUUCAUUCACCUAAUAGCAGAAUUUUUGCGAAAGAAACACCCAUGGAAUUGGAAAAUUCAAUUCGACUGGCAUCCUUGGGAUUGGCUGCUAAAAAUAUCUUUCAUGACAUGGUUGUGCGGCGUCUUAUUGGUUUUACUCGCUUACUAAAGUUGGCCACACACAUUUUGGAAAGUUAAACUUUCAUCUAUUUAUAAGCUGCCUAUGAUUAUUCAGACACAUUAUGACUCAUCAAAAUUUUAGCUUCUAAACUAAUU